This is a messenger RNA of Ricinus communis (castor bean), 2717 nucleotides long. RefSeq names its product probable galactinol--sucrose galactosyltransferase 5. Lineage: Eukaryota; Viridiplantae; Streptophyta; Magnoliopsida; Malpighiales; Euphorbiaceae. The transcript has 4 exons. The record is from RefSeq and is a predicted model, not a curated record. Gene Ontology annotation, molecular function: galactinol-sucrose galactosyltransferase activity. The coding region runs from base 245 to 2608 and encodes 787 amino acids.
AUUCUAGAAUGAUUGAGAAGUACUUGACAUUUCCUUUCAAGAUCUCUCAGAAUCUCUAUUUUCUCAUUCCAUUUUUACCCCAUUUCUCUCUUCUAUUUAACCUCCCCAUUCUCUCCUUCGUUUCUCAUUCACAAAUCGUUUUAAUCCAUUCUCGACUCUCUUAAAGCUUGGGUUAUUUUGUUUUUUGAUUUCUCUGAAUUGUGUUCUUAAUUGUCACGAACCCCUUUUCUUUUUCUGUCCAGAAAUGGCUCCUAGCUUAAGCAAAGCUAAUUCUGGUCCUGAAGGACUGGUUGUUGAGAGCUAUGAUAUUAAUCAUAGUAACCAAUUUGUAAUCUCACUUGAAGAUUCAAACCUCAAAGCCAAUGGCCAUGUCUUUCUCUCUUGUGUCCCUGAUAACAUCACACUCACUCCCUCUCGUUAUGCCCUCACAGACAAAUCAUCAACUACCGUCGGAUCUUUCAUCGGGUUCGACUCGAUGGAAUCCAAGGAUCGACAUGUUAUUUCCAUAGGAAAACUCAAGAACAUAAAGUUUAUGAGCAUUUUCAGGUUCAAGGUCUGGUGGACUACCCAUUGGGUUGGCUCUAAUGGCCGAGACCUUGAAAAUGAAACUCAAAUGCUUAUUCUUGAUAAGUCUGACUCUGGCCGUCCUUAUAUUCUACUACUCCCUCUGCUUGAGGGUCCAUUCCGGGCAUCAUUACAGCCCGGAAACGACGAUAACAUUGACAUUUGUGUCGAAAGUGGAUCGACGAAAGUGUUGGCGGCUGGAUUCCAGAGUGUUCUUUACGUGCAUAUUGGCGAUGAUCCGUACAAGUUAGUAAAGGAUGCAAUGAAAAUUGUUAAGGUUCAUUUAGGUACGUUUAAGCUGUUGGAGGAGAAAAACCCACCUGGAAUAGUCGAUAAGUUUGGGUGGUGUACAUGGGAUGCAUUUUAUCUUACUGUGCAUCCUCAAGGCAUUUGGGAAGGAGUUAAAGGUCUUGUUGAUGGUGGGUGCCCACCUGGUUUAGUGUUGAUUGAUGAUGGGUGGCAAUCUAUUAGCCAUGAUGAGGAUCCUAUUACUAAAGAAGGUAUGAAUGCUGCUGUAGCAGGCGAGCAGAUGCCAUGCAGGCUAUUGAAGUUUCAAGAAAAUUACAAAUUUAGAGACUACGUCAGUCCUAAAAGUUUGGCCAAUGGCAGUACUGAAAACAAAGGGAUGGGUGCUUUUAUUAAGGACCUUAAGGAGGAGUUUAGCAGUGUUGAUUAUGUGUAUGUUUGGCAUGCUCUCUGUGGGUAUUGGGGUGGCCUGAGGCCAAAUGUGCCUGGACUGCCGGAUACUGUGGUGGUUAAGCCAAAAUUGUCUCCGGGACUGGAGUUGACUAUGGAGGAUCUCGCGGUGGAUAAGAUUGUUAGUACUGGCGUGGGGUUGGUGCCGCCGGAGACGGUUGAGCAAAUGUAUGAAGGGCUCCACUCGCACUUGCAAAAUGUUGGAAUUGAUGGUGUCAAAGUAGACGUUAUCCAUUUGCUGGAAAUGCUGUGCGAAAACUACGGAGGGAGAGUAGACUUAGCAAAGGCAUAUUACAAGGCACUGACAGCCUCAGUAAGGAAGCAUUUCAACGGAAAUGGCGUAAUAGCUAGCAUGGAACACUGCAAUGAUUUCAUGUUCCUUGGUACUGAGGCAAUUUGUCUUGGUCGUGUUGGUGAUGAUUUCUGGUGCACUGAUCCAUCCGGUGAUCCAAACGGCACGUUUUGGCUACAGGGGUGUCACAUGGUGCACUGCGCUUACAAUAGCCUGUGGAUGGGCAACUUCAUACAUCCAGAUUGGGACAUGUUCCAAUCUACUCAUCCUUGUGCUGAAUUCCAUGCUGCUUCUCGGGCAAUUUCUGGUGGUCCGAUUUACGUCAGUGAUUCUGUUGGAAAGCACAACUUCCCUUUGCUUAAGCGUCUCGUGUUGCCCGACGGCUCCAUUCUCCGGUGCCAGUACUAUGCUCUUCCUACCAGAGAUUGCCUCUUUGAGGAUCCCCUUCACGAUGGCAAGACAAUGCUCAAAAUUUGGAACCUCAACAGGUUUACUGGAGUCAUUGGAGUAUUUAAUUGUCAAGGAGGAGGAUGGUGCCGCGAGACUAGACGCAACAAAUGUGCCUCUCAAUUUUCUCAUUUGGUGACUGCUAAAACCAAUGCUAAAGACAUUGAAUGGAAGAAUGGAACAAAUCCAAAUUCAAUUGAAGGAGUACAAGUAUUUGCAAUGUACUUAUUCAAGGCCAAGAAACUACUACUUUCUAAGCCAUAUGAAAACAUUGAAAUCGCAUUAGAACCAUUCAAUUUCGAGCUUAUUACUGUGUCGCCAGUUGUUACUUUAUCAGAAAAAUCCAUUCAAUUUGCUCCAAUUGGUCUAGUGAACAUGCUCAACACUGGAGGUGCUAUGCAGUCAUUGUCCUACAAUGCCGAUAGCUCGAUAGAAAUCGGAGUGAGAGGAGAGGGAGAGAUGAGGGUUUUUGCAUCGGAGAAACCAAGAGCUUGCAGAAUCGAUGGAAAAGAAGUUGAGUUUGAGUAUGAAGAGUGCAUGGUUGUCGUUGAAGUGCCAUGGUCUACUACUAACUCUUCCGGUGUUUCCAACGUCGAGUACUUGUUUUAGAUAUGCUUGAUGAUGAAGUGUAUAUUUGUAUCAUUCCCUCAAAUUAGGAGGAAGUAACUAAGCACUGAGAAUGAAUAUAUAAUACAAUAAAAGAUAACAUUAUUUUGUA